Molecule: messenger RNA, 1470 nt
Organism: Oldenlandia corymbosa var. corymbosa
Lineage: Eukaryota; Viridiplantae; Streptophyta; Magnoliopsida; Gentianales; Rubiaceae
Source: the annotation of a GenBank genome assembly
CAACGCCCACGUGUUUAAUCGUCAUUAUGGUGGGAAGCCAAAUGUAAUUUUGAUGGAGCAGCAGCUUCAAUGUGAGGGCAGAGGUGGAGACUAGGGAUGAUCAAAUGUGGUCAUCGGGAUCACUGGUGAAGAAGAAAGACGAGAGGCAGCUAAUCUCAUCUAGUGAAUAUGGAGAAAUUUCAUCGGUUGGUAUUGAGAUACCAACGGAUUUGUCGUCUUACAACAUCCAGUCCAUUACCAUGGUGUCAUCUGCAAUUUUCCUGCCUGUUGUUUUAUCCUCAGACAUGGUUUUCUAUGUGCAAACCGGUUCUGGGAGCUUGAGUUACACUAGUAAUGAAGGCCGACUGCAGACUAGGAAAUUGAAACAAGGCGAUGUUUUCGGACUCAAUCCCGGAGAUGUUUUCUUUAUCCAGUCAUGCCUCUGCACUGAUAAGCUUCAGAUUCAUGCCAUCUUCGGUGAUUUAGAGGAAGGCUUCCGCCAACCAGCAGCAAGUGGACCAUACUCUAGUUUCCGCAAUAUGCUUCUAAGGUUUAAUAAGAAGAUUCUGCAAGAGACUUUUAAGGUCUCUCCAGGGGUGAUAGAUGAAUUGUUUAAUGCACCGAAUCCACCCGCCUUUGUUCCCGCGGUGAGCAAAACAUGGGAAUUGGAAGCUAAUUUCAUUCGGUGGUUCUCCGAAGGCUUUUUAGGUGACUCCGCCGCCCUCUUCAACAUACUUACUGUAUAUAGAGAUUCCGAGAAUCGCAACGGAUGGAUCACAACUUCCAACAAGAAAAAACGCCCGGUUGAAUAUCUGAAAGGUUUGCUGAGCCCAAAGAAAUUCGGUGUUUUCAUGGCUAAUCUGAGUAGUGGAUCGAUGGUGGCACCGCAUUGGAAUCCAAUGGCUACAGAGAUUGCAAUUGUAUUACAGGGAAAAGGGAUGGUCCGAGUAGUCUGUUCUAGCUUGAACAAUUUUGCUUACGAAAAGUCCCGGCGGUGCGAAGAUACGAGGUUUCAGGUGGAAGAAGGCGAUGUGUUUGUGGUGCCAAGGUUACACCCAACAGCUCAAAUGUCUUUCGGUGAUGAUACAUUUGUAUUUAUGGGAUUUAGUACGGAGACGAAAAUGAAGAAAAGUGGGAAUCAUGAAUUUCUAGUUGGGAAAGUUUCCAUUUUCAGGGCAUUAGGCAGAAGUGUGUUGGCAGCAUCUCUGGGAGUGAAUGAGACGAUGAUUAACGAGAUUUUGCGUUCUCAGUUGGGGGAAUCUGCUGUGUUGGGUUGUAAUCUGUGCGCGGAGGAAGAGUUGAGGAUCAUGGAGGAAGAAAUGGAGAAAGCGGAGCAAGAAGAAACAGGGGCAGGAGAAGGGGAGGAAGAGCCAGGGAAAGAAGAAGUAACGCCUGGUGAAGAAGGAUCAGGGAACACUGGACCAGAUGAAUCACUAUGGGCGGAGGAUUGAAAAUUGAGGUUUUAGGGCUGUUUUCGCCCAAAGAAGGAGA